Molecule: messenger RNA, 7018 nt
Organism: Siniperca chuatsi (mandarin fish)
Lineage: Eukaryota; Metazoa; Chordata; Actinopteri; Centrarchiformes; Sinipercidae
Gene: dot1l
Product: DOT1-like histone H3K79 methyltransferase
Exons: 28
Coding region: 381-4610 (1409 amino acids)
Biological process (GO): DNA repair; DNA damage checkpoint signaling; regulation of transcription regulatory region DNA binding
Cellular component (GO): nucleus
Molecular function (GO): histone H3K79 methyltransferase activity
Source: RefSeq, a predicted model, not a curated record
UGCAUGCUACUCUGUUCACGAGCUGAGAUCACGAUCUCCCCGGUGACGUCUGUGUCCCCUCUGCUACCAGUGGCCUCAUGCCAUAUAUAUUCAUGCCGGGCAAGAUGGCGGCGAUACGGACGAGGUAUUAUUGCCAGUGGACAUAAACAGGCAUUUUAUUCAAAAUAGAAACCCGAGGCAGAUACGUUUAUACACUUGACCGUAUCGUGUGUGUAUUUACCGUGUAACGAGCGACGUAUUUUUUACUUCACGCGUUUCAACGUUUUUUUCUUACAAAAUGUUCACGUUGUAGCUCGCUCGCUAACCGACCAGCUGGCUAACAGAGAGCAGUUACUAGCUAGCUAGGUAUCUAUCACAGCCAAGCCGCCGUGAAGUGUAGAAUGGGAGAAAAGCUGGAGCUCAAGCUCAAAUCGCCGGUUGGAGCAGAACCUGCUGGCUAUCCGUGGCCAUUACCAGUAUACGAUAAACAUCAUGAUGCUGCUCAUGAAAUCAUCGAGACCAUUCGGUGGGUGUGUGAGGAGAUCCCAGACCUCAAACUUGCAAUGGAAAACUACGUACUUAUUGAUUACGACACCAAGAGCUUUGAGAGUAUGCAGAGACUUUGUGACAAGUACAACAGGGCCAUCGACAGCAUUCACCAGCUGUGGAAGGGGACCACCCAGCCCAUGAAGCUGAACAAGCGCCCUUCCAACGGGCUGCUGAGACACAUCCUACAGCAGGUGUACAACCACUCAGUGACCGACCCGGAGAAGCUGAACAACUACGAGCCCUUCUCCCCUGAGGUGUAUGGAGAGACCUCUUUCGACCUUGUGUCUCAGAUCAUCGACGAGAUGGAAAUGAUGGAAGAUGACACCUUUGUUGACCUCGGCAGCGGAGUGGGGCAGGUAGUGCUGCAGGUUGCAGCGGCAACCAACUGUAAACACUACUACGGUGUAGAGAAAGCAGACAUUCCAGCUACCUAUGCAGAGACCAUGGAUAAAGAGUUUAAAAAGUGGAUGAAGUGGUAUGGGAAGAAACAUGGGGAGUACACACUGGAAAGAGGUGACUUUCUGUCAGAAGAAUGGAAGGAAAGGAUCGCCAACACAAGUAUUAUUUUUGUGAAUAACUUUGCCUUUGGUCCAGAGGUAGAUCACCAGCUGAAGGAGCGCUUUGCUAACAUGAAGGAAGGUGGGAAAAUUGUAUCCUCCAAACCUUUUGCACCUUUAAAUUUUAGAAUAAACAGUCGAAACUUGAGUGACAUUGGCACAAUAAUGCGUGUGGUAGAGCUUUCUCCACUCAGGGGCUCCGUGUCCUGGACAGGAAAGCCAGUUUCCUACUACCUGCACACCAUAGACCGCACCAUACUUGAAAACUAUUUUGCUAGUCUCAAAAAUCCUAAACUCAGGGAGGAGCAAGAGGCAGCUAGGCGACGUCAGCAGAAGGAUAUGAAGGACAGUAAAAGCAAUAGCACCACACCCACAAAACCUAAAGAACAAAACAAGCAGGACUCCUGUGGUGAGGAGGAACGUCCUAGCUUGGUGACAGUGGUCAAGCCCUCUGCCAAACCCCGAAGAACUCGACUCUUGUCCAAAGGUCGCAAGUUGAACAACAAGAAACGUGGUCGACCCAAGAAAGCCGCCCCGGCUGCUGAGAAGAAAAACAAGAAGAAUCAGAGCGCUUUGGAUUUGCUGCACGCCAAGACCCUUUCUGCGGCACCCCCUCAGGAUGCGUUCCGGCCAUCUCAGAGUCCCUUCUACCAGCUACCUCCCAAGGUCCAGCACUAUCCCUCUAGUCAACUGCUGCUGAGCCCGACUCCUCCUGGUCUGCAACAACUGCUAGAUAACAUCAAAGUUCAAUACCUCCAGUUUAUGGCCCACAUGAAGACUCCUCAGUACCGCUCCAACCUGCAGCAGCUUUUAGAGCAGGAGAAGCAAAAACACAGGGACCUUUCUGGGCAGGCAGAGCAGCUCCACUCUGUUUGUCAGUCUCACAAGGACAUGAUCAAAGGUCUCUUUCAGACCAAACUAGAUGAGUUGGGAGUGAAAGCAUUGACUGUGGAGGACCUGCUGCAAGCCCAGAAGGAGAUAUCAGCCCACAAUCGUCAGCUGAAGGAGCAGACUAAGCAGCUUGAGAGAGACAUGGCCUUACUGAGAGACCACAGCCUACUACUGCUGAAGUCUCGAUGUGAGGAGCUAAAGCUAGAUUGGGGCUCUUUGUGUCUGGAAAGUUUGCUGAAGGAGAAGCAGGCGCUACGCAGACAAAUCUCUGAGAAACAGAGACACUGCUUGGAGCUGCAGAUCAGCAUUGUGGAGCUGGAGAAAAGUCAAAGGCAGCAGGAGCUGCUUCAGCUCAAAUCCUACAGCCCAUGUGAGGGCUCCCCGUACAGAAAGAGCCUGGAAUCACGCUCUUCCACAGACAUGGACUCCGCUAAGCUUGGCCUGUCCUCAGCCCCAGCCCUCAAUGGUGUCAGCCCAGAGCUGUCUGUCAAUGGCACCAGCUCACCCUGUUUUGACCGGGCCAACACCAAGGCGGAGCUUCUUUCUCGCUAUCUGCCCAUCUCUCCAGACCACGAGAUUGUACCUGCCACCCCUGAUGCCCGGCAGAGGCAGCAAAGUUCCUCCUACGCUCUUCCUGAUUACACACGCUUCUCCCCUGCCAAGAUUGCUUUGCGGAGGCAUCUUAACCAGGACCCCAAUGCCUCUGCUCACUUGAGAGGUCCAGGGCUGACCACACACAGGGAAUUAGGUGGUGUUAACUCUCCGCUUGGAGCCAAACAGAACUGCCCGUCUCCCAAUGCAUCUGAUGCCCAGAAUACUCUUAAAAGUUCUGAGAGGGGUGGUAAGGAGAGGAGCCCGUCUGUUCAGGGUGACAACAGCAUUACAAGCCUUCCAAUAAGUAUCCCUCUGAGCACUGUCCACCCAAGUAAACUACCAGUCAGCAUCCCUCUGGCCAGCGUGGUGCUGCCCAGUCGGGCUGAGAGACUGAGAAGUACUCCGAGUCCUGUGUCUCAGGCAGGUCAGACCAAUGGAUAUUCAUCCAGCUCAGGGCUGAUGAAUGGAGGUCCUCAUCCCGAAGACCAUAAUGGUGCUUCUUCAUCACCUCCUCCACACACCAACACACCUUUGACAGGACCAAUGGGCCGAGGAGGUCCCAUCCAGAGCCCACCACUCAGCACUGGAGGGGUGCUCCAGUAUGCAGAUGGACCCCCGCGGAUUCUUCCAGAAGAUGGACAGGAUCACCAGGGUGGUGAAUCCGACACGGAGCCCCAGGACACUGAACUGCGGAGGAGAAUCUUCUUCUCUUCUUCCUCCUCUUCAUCCUCGUCUUCCUCUUCGUCAGGAAGUGGAGGCAGCACGGCCGGAGGAUCACGCCUCCACCAUCACACUGGCAACUCAGCCAAGCAGGGAUACCACAGUAACCAUGGAAACCACCACCACCAGUCGCCUGGCACACAGCAUACUCACACACCCACACAUACGUCGUCAUCACACUCCUCUCACAGCCUCGGCUCUCAAGAGGGACGUAAGCGGGGGAGAAGGAAACGCAGCUGUGCAGUGGCUGUCACGGCCAGCGGAUCCCCAAAGAGGAGGUCGUUCCCCGGGCUCAGCUCCAACAACCACUCCUCAGGAUCGCCGCUCAACAUUAACUCCAUGGUGAACAACAUAAACCAGCCUCUGGAGAUCUCUGCCAUCUCCUCCCCAGAACAAUCUAGCCGCAGCCCUACUGGGCCUGACCUGGACCAGCCUCCCAUCUUGAAGAGAGAGCGCCCCCUGGAACUCAAUGGCACAGGUCGUUACUCCUCAGCCCCCAGCUCUGAUGAUGAGGACUCAGGAUACCCUGCCGACAGCUCCAGUUCACGAAUUGAAAGGAAAAUUGCCACUAUAUCCUUGGAGAGCAGAGAUGGACCUGGUAGACUAGGGGAUAGUGAAAGAGGCAGGAAAUCUGGUAGCAGCAGUGGUAACAGCACAGGCAGUGAGGCCUCUUCUUCGUCCUCCUUGUCCUCUGCCAGCAAGUGGAAAUCCACCUUUUCACCCAUUUCUGACCCCAAGCAACCCAUCUCUGACCUGAGACAGGGGGGCUCUCCAUUUGGCAUGGGGGGGUCGAGCCGGGGCACUGACUCAGAUUCUGACCACAAACAGCAUCAGCAGGUGAGGAAAGGGAAUGAUGGAGAGUCGUCCAGCUACAUGAACCCCAAUCCCUUCCUCAGUCAGGAGGCAGGGCCCCGGGGUGGAGGCAGUGGUGGUGGUGGAGGUGUGCAGGGAGGCAGUGGUUCAGACCAACGGCAAGCCCUCCAGAAGCAGAAGGCCCCUCGCGACUGGGAGCUGAAGACCAGCAGCAGCCUGGCCAGUCAGAACCUCUUCAUAUCUGCCGCUGCCAGCAGUGGAGGGGGCAUUCUGAGUGGGAAGGUGGGAGGCAGUCCUGUAGCAGUUUCCUCGACCACAGGAUCAUCUGUGGGCCAGUACCUGGGGUCUCAGUUCCCACUUGGAGGGGCCUCAGUCUUACAGUCCUUGUUCGGGGCCCAGACAGGAGGAUCCACAGUGAGUGGGACCCCGCGACUCGUCAACGGACACUCUGCCCUGGGAAGCUUCUCCACUGCUGGGCUGGCAGGAGGAGCGGCUGGAGGUAAUUGAAUAAAACUACCUCAACAUUAAAUAAACUAUGCAAAUGUCCAGGUGUGGAUCAAGGCAUUCUCCUCACUCACUGGUGCUUCAAAACGUCUGCACUACCCAACCGCCUCCAAGACCGGCUGCUGUACUGGGAUCUCUGACACACACACACACACACACACACACACUCACACACACACUAACCACCACUAUGGUCACCUUGAGCAGAAUUCAUACUGGUCAUGUUUAUGUGUGUGUUAUAUGAAUGCUAAAAUGUUGGUUUGAAGAUUUUACUAUAUGGAAAUCUGUAACAUUAAGGUGCUCAAUAGUAUGAUAGUGUGUCAUUUUUUGUCGUAGUCACUAUUAUAGCAACUCGUGUUCAGCUAAAUAAUCUGUUUUUAAUGAUUUAAUUUAACAUUUAACAACAGAUGGAAGCACACAGUCCACCUUUUUGAGCUGAAUCUAACGAUGUGUCACGUUCCCUCCAAAGUUUCACUUCAUAUGAGUGCAUGUGUUUGCACACUCAAACACACUCACACACACACGCACACACACAGACCAGUUCACCGAACUCUGCUCAGAUGUCAUGCAGUUUCACCUCUCUGCAUGCGGGCUCUCUUAUCUCUGUAUUCCUCCCUCAGUGAAAUUCAAUGUUUGUUGCAAGAUGAGGAACUUUUGGUCUAACUGCACACUGGAUAGUAAGAUACAGUUACUCAUGUAGCAGAAGAUGUACAAGUCCUGGCUGGUUUGUUGACACCCCUUAAACUCUGGUUAUGUUGAUGAUUUACAAUAUUUUCAUAUUUAAGAAAAUGAAAAAUGUGGGUUUCUUACUUUUAAGUCCCUUUACUUACUGUAUAAGCAAAGUGGUACAAAAAUUGUAUAAUUCUGUUCUGGCAGCCCUUUUUGGCACACAAAACUAACACUUCCUUUCUUUGCUACUAACUGGAGCAAAACCAAUUAAGUUCACAUUCUGAGUGAUUAAAAUAAUUCUUCAGGUGUGGUUCAGUGUUUCUCUUCUAAUAUCAGAUAUUUAACAUAUCAGUGAAAGUCGCUUUGUUUACUUCAAAAAGGAGCUUUUUGGUAUUUUGUGACAGCAAUCAGGAAUAUUUAACAUUCUCUAAACAAAUGAACUGAAGAAAGAAGAAUAUGGAAGAACAUCAGUGUAUGUCUUGAAGUCUGAACACAACAAUGUUCUGAUUUCAGCCUAAUGUUGACAAUAUGGUGAUUUAGCAACAUUUCAAGGGUGCCAAUAAUGCUGAGCAGAGCCAAGUACACUUUAAUUAAAAAAAAAAAGACCCCAUGAAGUUCAUUUAAUGAGCUGGUGCUCUGUCUAGACAUAGUCAGCCAUUCUGUAGUAGAGACCCAGUGUUGUCAAAGAGUUGUGGCCACACUGUUGUUAAGGUUUAGUGAAGCUGAAUCCAGGUAUAAAAGAAUUACAGUAAAACCACAGAAAAAAUCUACUAAUUUUUGUAUUUAUUAACAUUUUCUUAUUCCGUCAAUUUGGUAAAUCACACUACUAUGUGGGACUGCAGCAGACAUUCUUACAGCAGGAAUUUUGAACUCUUAAGCUAAACUUACUCAUAUUUACCUCUGCUAUUGGGAAAUGCAGGUUUAAGCAAAUGUUUAGGACUCACAUGUGGACAUGUGGACUUCAGUUCAUACAAACACACGCACACGUACACACUCAUGCAUGCAAAUCCUCACACACUGAGAAAACAAUUAACCAAUUACCACAACAAACUACUGGACUCUCUUCACACCUUUUGUUUGCUUUUUUGAUUGUGUAAUUUGUUUUUUGUAAACAAUGUUUGUACUGUGAAUGUGAUUCAUUCUCCGACUGUAUAGUUGUGUAUAAUUUAGAUUAUUAUAUUUAUGCUGUCAGUCUCUCCAUUUGCCUUAGUAUUUGUUUUUCUCUUUAUUUUAUUAUUUUUUUUUAUCCUGAAAUGUGUUGACAUUGUAGAAUGCAAUAGUGUGUGUACUUGACUCACAGUCUGAAAACAAUGGUGCUACAUUUGGACUGUACCUGAUCUUAUUUAUUCUAUAGUGAAAACAUCAAAAACAAAUUGAAUACUUGGUGCUGUACACAGGGACAUUUGUAAAGCCAUUUUUUUUGGCAUUUCCUUUCUCAUAUUUAAUAUGCUAUCGUCUGGUCCUUUGAAUGCCUAGUGUACAACUGCAGACACCACCUGUAGAUAAAACUACUCUGCAACAGCUGGCUAGCUGGCAGGUAUGAGGACUUCUGUUCAUGUUUCUCACGCCACAGUUUUAAACGUAAGUCAGCCCGCUUUGCUCUCAAAAGUGAGCUGCUUAUUUGUUAGUGAACAAGACACACUGUUUUUGUACAUAACAUUUUAUUUUUCCUUGUAUGUCUCUUCAUAAACAGAAAGGUAUAUAAAAAUGUAUCUAUAUACAGUCAUAUAUAUAUAUAUAUA